UAUUCCGACCUCCCCCCCCGUUCAAAAUGUCGUCGACCUCGAGCAACAACUGGUUAUUCACUCUCAAGAUCGUGCUGAUCUCCACCGGCGUCGUCUCCAUGGCCGUCGCACUGAAGCUCUCGGCCCCGGUCGCCGCGGACAUCCUUUCGUCGCCAGUACCUUCUCUAUGGAGCUCUCUCCUCCCCUGGCUCCGACCUCCCUACCUCUACAUCCUCAUCAACUGCAUCAUCAUCAGCAUCGUCGCCUCCUCCAAGCUCCACGCUCCCAAAUCCCAAGACCACCACGCCUCCGAUCUCACUAUCCCGCCGCCACCGCAUGCGGCCGUUCCUCCGGUAAAACUCUCCGCCGUAGAAGCAAGGCCGGACUACGCGGCCUACAACGGCGUCGUUUUGAGCGAUUACGGCUACGAUUCCAAUGUGUUGUCGUCCAAUGUUUCCGAUUCGUACGGAGGAGCAGUGUCGGCGGAGGCCGUGGAGGUUUUGGAGCCGGAGGAGGAGAAGAGCGUGGUUCUGGCGGAGGUUAACGGCUAUGAUGACGUCAUCCCCUCGGCCACCACAGCCAGGCCUGGACGCGGUGGUUUGCAGAGGAAAAACUCGAUGGAGUUUUGGCUGAAUGAGAAUAAGAAGCCGCCGGUUUCCGCUAGAUUCGGUCACAGAAAAUCCGUGAAAGCUAGCCCUGAAGGAGGGAAGUCGUUGGGAGUGUCGAAGUCGAAGAGGCACGACACACUGGAGAGCACGUGGAAGACGAUAACGGACGGCCGCUCGGUACCGUUAACGAGGCACUUGAAGAAGUCCGACACGUGGGAUAAGCAUAUGGACCAGAAUACCCCUCCUCCUCCUCCUGCGAUUUCCAACAACAACAGGACGAUGCACAAGUCGGAGACGUUCCACGAGCGGAGCGCCACGACGGCGACGGGUUCCCCGGUGAGAAGUAGCGGACAGUCGGCGGGGCGGCUGAGGAAGGAGCCGUCGCUGAGUCAGGACGAGUUGAACCGGCGGGUGGAGGCGUUUAUAAACAAGGUUAACGAGGAGAUGAGGCUGCAGAGGCAGGAGUCGUUGAACCAGUACCAGGAUAUGAUCGGGCGUGAGGCCCAGGCGGCGCCGUUAGCUCGUUAGGGUUUCAGGGUGUUGGGCUAUUUUGGUCAAUUUACUAGUUUUCCGACCCCAAAGAAGUAAGUUGGGGGGUGAAACGAGAAGGAAGAUAUAUGUUCAUAGUAAAAUCGGGGUAACGGGGUUUGCUUCGUGUUGGCAAUGUCCAUUGUUUUUUUCCCUCUUGUUUGUUCAAGAGGGGAUGAAGCUAUAAACUAGUUUAGGAACUACAUUAUGCUUGAGAAUGUACAAGUUUUAUAAUCAAAGUGAGAAAUGUUACUCACUAGCUAGUUAUGCUCGUA
Molecule: messenger RNA, 1390 nt
Organism: Argentina anserina (silverweed cinquefoil)
Lineage: Eukaryota; Viridiplantae; Streptophyta; Magnoliopsida; Rosales; Rosaceae
Exons: 2
Coding region: 27-1115 (362 amino acids)
Source: RefSeq, a predicted model, not a curated record